Messenger RNA from Carassius auratus (goldfish), 5413 nucleotides. RefSeq names its product patatin-like phospholipase domain-containing protein 7. Gene Ontology annotation, cellular component: endoplasmic reticulum. Gene Ontology annotation, molecular function: phosphatidylcholine lysophospholipase A1 activity. The record is from RefSeq and is a predicted model, not a curated record. Lineage: Eukaryota; Metazoa; Chordata; Actinopteri; Cypriniformes; Cyprinidae. Bases 188 to 4237 code for a protein of 1349 amino acids. Gene Ontology annotation, biological process: lipid metabolic process. The transcript is spliced from 36 exons.
ACUGUCAAGGCAACGCCAACAGCAGAGAUUUGAUUUCAUGGGGCGAAAAGGGAGCUGUAAAAGUUUACAAUGCAGCGUAAUUUGUGUGGAAAUGACAAGAGUGUAACCCAGCCAGCAGUUGUGGCAUGAAUGAACAGUUUCAAACGGGAUUAUUUCAGGAGCGGUCUUCAAUUUCGCUGUCUUUAAAAUGGGAGAGAGUGAGAAUAAGAAUGAAGAUCAAUGCAUGUAUCCUGCUAUUGGGAGUGAAAUUCGUUCCCGCUUGCAGCAGUUUGUGGAGGAGAGGAUGCAGACCACCAUGCUCACGGGUGUAUUGAUCGGUGCAGUGGUGGCUAUGUGUCUGAUAGGAAUCUCUGUGCUUUUUCUCUACCGCAGAUAUAAACUGGCAAAUCAACAGUCUGGUGUUCCUCGCUAUCGCUUCAGAAAAAGAGAUAAAGUGCUUUUUUAUGGCAGGAAAAUCAUGAGAAAGGUCCAGACCCUGUCCUCGACACCAUCCUCCUCUUCAUUGUCUAAGCAGCGCUCUCGGAAGAGGCCUAAAGUUCUUAGUAUAGCACGCAGGAUCUUGCGAAUAAGGAAGGAGCCGCCCACUUUGCAGCCCAAAGAACCCCCUCCCUCUCUCCUGGAGGCGGAUCUCACUGAAUUUGAUGUGCAGAGCUCAAACCUGCCUUCAGAGGUGCUCUACAUGCUCAAGAACGUCAGGGUACUUGGGCAUUUUGAGAAGCCAUUGUUUUUGGAGCUGUGUCGGCACAUGGUGUUUGUGGAGCUGCAGGAGGGAGAAGGGCUGUUCAAGCCCGGGGAUGAUGACGACAGCAUUUAUGUGGUUCAGGAUGGAAGGCUGGAGCUUUGCAUUCAUGAGAUUGAUGGCACAGAGCCUGUGGUGAAGGACGUGUUGCCCGGGGACAGCGUUCACAGUCUCCUCAGCAUUCUAGACAUCAUUACAGGUUAUCCUGCUCCCUAUAAAACUGUGUCUGCUCGUGCGGCGGUCAGGUCUACCAUAUUGCGUCUGCCUGCCUCAGCUUUCCAGUCAGUGUUUGAGAAAUACCCAGAGACGCUAGUCAGAGUCAUACAGAUAAUCAUGGUGCGUCUGCAGAGAGUCACUUUCUUGGCACUUCACAACUACCUUGGACUGACAACUGAGCUUUUUAAUCAGGAGAGACAAGCAGUGCCGCUGUUCACAGUCAACAGUGUGCUCACUGAGGGGAGUCCCAGCAGAGUCCCACGCAGAGCCCACUUACAGAUACAAACAGAAGACGAGCACCUACAGAGCUCCGGAGAGAACUUGACAGACUCAGAUGGAGGGCAAGCUGGUUCAUGUGAAAACACAUCCACGGUCGCACGGAGGUCUCGCUCGGUCUCGAUGCCUGUAGAGAGCUCAGGAGUGGCAGGAAAUGACCUGGACAUGGCUUAUGAACGGGCCCGUGUCACCAUAGAUGACUCUCCAUCCAGUUCUGUCAUUCACAAGUCCAUUUUGAAGAAGACUGUGACCAUGCAGCAUGCUCCGUCCGCUGUGAUUCACUACACAGACAAUGCACCACACUCUGACGUUCCUCCUAGUAAAGUGGGCACCAUUUUCCAGGCCGCCAAGAAGGAUCUGCUGGGGAUUAUUCCGCUGCAGGACCCCAGUUUGCUGGAGGGCAGAGUAACGCUCCAUCAAGUUAAAGCUGGAUCUGUUGUAGCUCGCCAAGGAGAUCAGGAUGUAAGUGUGCAGUUUGUGAUCUCUGGCACGUUGCAUGUUCACCAGAGGAUGAUUGACCGAGAGGUGGACACGUGUCUGUUUGUGGCUCACCCAGGAGAGCUGGUAGGACAGCUGGCUGUAUUGACGGGUGAGCCACUUAUCUUCUCCGUAAGGGCACAUCGGGACUGCAGCUUCCUGUCCAUCUCGAAAACGCACUUCUAUGAGAUCAUGCGAGCUGAGCCCACAGUGGUACUGAAUGUGGCUCAUACAGUUGUAAGAAGGAUGUCACCUUUCGUCAGACAGAUUGAUUUUGCCCUUGACUGGAUGGCUGUGGAGGCGGGGAGAGCUGUCUACAGGCAGGGUGAUAAGUCUGACAGUACUUUUAUAGUGCUCAGCGGCCGCCUGCGUUCCGUCAUCAUGAAGGAGGAUGGGAAAAAGGAGCUGACUGGAGAGUAUGGUAGAGGAGAUCUCAUUGGAGUGGUGGAGGCUCUGACCCAUCAGAACAGAGCAACUACUGUUCAUGCUGUUCGGGACUCCGAACUGGCUAAACUACCUGAGGGCGCUCUCAUUUCCAUCAAGAGAAAAUUCCCACAGGUAGUUACAAGGCUCAUUCACCUGCUUGGACAGAAGAUCCUGCAGCAAGUUAAUGGACCUUUGACAGCUCGCAAUUCAGCUCUACACACCCCUGGCAGUAAAUGGGACGUUGGAAACCCUGCCUCAAACCUGGCCACUGUCACUGUGCUCCCAGUAUCAGAGGAGGUUCCUCUGACUGCGUUCACCCUGGAACUUCAGCAUGCACUCUUGGCUAUCGGCCCAACUCUUCUCUUGACUAGUGACAUCAUCAAACAACGCCUCGGGUCUGCUGCAUUAGACAGUGUGCAUGAGUACAGGUUGUCGAGUUGGCUGGGGCAGCAGGAAGACAUCCACCGCAUAGUCCUAUAUCAGACAGAUGUGUCACUCACUCCAUGGACUCAGCGCUGCAUCAGACAGGCCGAUUGCAUCAUCAUCGUGGGACUGGGAGAGCAGGACCCCGCCGUGGGAGAGUUGGAACGUAUGUUAGAGGGGAGUGCGGUGAGAGCGCAGAAACAGCUAGUGUUGUUGCACCGCGAGGACGGCCCUCCUCCCAAAGGAACAGCCGAAUGGCUCAACAUGCGGAGCUGGAUCUCCAGGCACCUUCACCUGUCCUGCCCCAGAAGGGUCUUCUCCAGGAGGAGCCUGCCAAAAUUGAGAGAAAUGUACCAGCGUGUGUUCCAGAAACCCGCAGACCGUCACUCUGAUUUCUCACGUCUGGCCCGUGUUCUUACGGGAAAUGCCAUUGCGCUGGUGCUGGGUGGCGGAGGAGCCAGGGGCUGUUCUCAGGUGGGCAUCAUUCGAGCAUUGAGUGAGGCGGGAAUCCCCAUUGAUCUGGUGGGCGGCACCUCUAUCGGAUCCAUGAUGGGCGCGCUGUAUGCAGAGGACCGCAGUUACAGCAGUAUGAAGAUCAGAGCCAGAGAGUGGGCAAUGGAAAUGACAUCAGUGUUUAAGAAAGUGCUGGACUUGACCUACCCUGUCACUUCAAUGUUUUCCGGUGCUUCAUUUAACUCUAGCAUUAAUGCAGUCUUCAAGGACAAACAGAUAGAGGAUCUCUGGAUCCCAUAUUUCAACAUCACCACAGACAUCACUGCUUCCACAAUGAGAGUGCACACUGAUGGCUCCCUGUGGAGGUAUGUGCGUUCUAGCAUGUCUCUUUCUGGUUACCUGCCACCACUGUGUGAUCCAAAAGAUGGACACCUGCUCAUGGACGGAGGCUACAUCAACAACCUGCCAGCGGAUGUGGCACGCUCCAUGGGUGCUAAAGUGGUUAUUGCUAUCGAUGUAGGCAGCCAAGAUGAAACCAACCUCACCAACUACGGGGACGCCCUUUCUGGCUGGUGGCUGCUAUGGAAACGGCUCAACCCACUGGCUGAGAAAGUCAAGGUGUUGAAUAUGACUGAGAUCCAGGCCCGGCUGGCUUAUGUGUGUUCAGUGAGACAGCUUGAAUCUGUUAAGAACAGCGACUACUGUGAAUACAUCCGACCUCCCAUCGACAGAUACCGCACACUUGAGUUUGGCAAGUUCGACGAGAUCAGCGAAGUGGGCUACCAGCAUGGGAAGACGGUGUUUGACGUGUGGUGCAGGAGUGGCGUGGUGGAGAAGAUGAUGAAGGACAGACAUCAAGAGGAAUUCCACAAAACCCAGAGCAACAAUUUUGUGACCUGUCCAAAUGCUUCCUUCACUGAUCUGGCUGAGAUCGUCUCACGGAUUGAGCCAGUCAAACCAGCUCUUGUGGAUGAUGAAUCAGACUAUCACACCGACUAUGAAGAGGAGAUGGCAGAGAGUGCUCUGUCAGACAUUGAGCUUUACAACCAUUACAGUGAGCAAACGGAGGAGGAACUGACCGCAGACACUGAUGAAGAAUUCGAGAGGUCUCGAAGGCAGCGUGUGCGUUCUGACGUGGAGAUCCUAGGGCCUGUGUCCUCCAAAACACUACAAACCUCCAGUCCCAACAGUCCUCCGACCCUCCACAACCGAAAAACCAAGGAUUGAAACCCCUCCACCCAGACCACUGACGCAGAUAUCAGCAUGGCAGUGAACAAACACUGACACUCCUGUGAUUUUGUCUAUUUACACAAGCCUUUUUCCCCAUCUCAUACAAAAAUCCAAAGAAAACAUCUAUUGCACUGCAAGUUUAAGAUGGACAUGCUGGGUAGCAUGGCAAAUAAAACUGACCUUGCAUCUGAGCAGAAAACUCAAGACGAUCCCGGAGUCUGUGAAGUUUCAUGCUGAUUUUGAACUCUUUCAAUUGCCAUGUGUUAUCUUUACUCUGUCUUGAGUUACCGGUUACUCAGUAGAGGAGGAAAUUCAGUGAUUGAGAUGAUCACCUAAAACAUUGUCUUUACAAACAGAUUGGAUUGCAUGGUCAGUUGAUUUUUUUCUUCUGUCAAUGAAAGUAGCAGAACAGAGCAAAAUAAUGAUUUGGAUUUAGUGAUAUUGAAUGUGAAUCCUCUAUUUAUAAGCUCAGAUGACUGAUGUUGAAGUUUUGUUUCAUUUAAACCCUGAAAGACUGUUUGGCAAGUCGAUUUGUCCCACAGCUUGGCUGUUUCAUGCAGGACAGAGACUCUUAGCUCAUGAUCAGUGGACAGUUGAGUGAUCGAGUGACCAGUGUCGUAUAUCAUACUGAAUGUGUCUGAUGAGUUAAUCACACCUCAUUUAAUCAAACAAAACACAUCAGAAAAGCAAGCCUAUCAAUGCAAUAUUUUUUAUAUUUUUUGUUUUGAAAAAUUGCCUUAUGAUACCUAUAGUGCCUCUUUUAACCUUAAUACUAUCCAUAUAAAACAAUGGGAGUUUGAUAAUUGUUCAAUAAUAUAUUAACAGUCUAACCACAAUGCCAGUAUUGAUUAUUAUGUAUAUGUAAGGUAUUGUCUGAGUUUUGAUUCUGCCGCUAUGACUGACAUUAAUUUGGAGAUCUGUGGUAACGCCAGUCUUCUGGAACCAUUGUAAUGUUGUGUGCCAAUAUUGUCAUUUAAAUCUGUCGUAACAAAAGAAAGCACUUAUAUUGUCAGCGUUGAUUGUUUAGGGUCAGUUUGUUCCCAAAGUUAAAGAAACCUAAGUAUGGGCAUCUUAGGAACCAAAUGAGAAAAUACAGUUGUUUUCGUAUGAUGGGAGAAUCUAGUGUCACACGUCUUAAUAUGAUGAUUCAUAAUAAACUGCAUUUUGUCUUUG